This is a messenger RNA of Megalobrama amblycephala (Wuchang bream), 1489 nucleotides long. RefSeq names its product Yip1 domain family, member 6 (gene yipf6). NCBI's taxonomy places the organism in Eukaryota, Metazoa, Chordata, Actinopteri, Cypriniformes, Xenocyprididae. Gene Ontology annotation, cellular component: membrane; trans-Golgi network. The record is from RefSeq and is a predicted model, not a curated record. The transcript has 7 exons. Bases 117 to 806 code for a protein of 229 amino acids. Gene Ontology annotation, biological process: endoplasmic reticulum to Golgi vesicle-mediated transport.
ACACGUUGUUAAUCAAAUAUUACAACGAUUGUUAUUAUUAUUAUUAUUAUCUGCUUAGAGGCAUGUUGGCGUUUUUGACGUCACACCCCCGAUGACGUAUCCGUAUCCGUGUGAAGAUGGCGGAAGUAGAGGAGUCUAGCAAGCCUUUGUUUGCAGGUUUGUCUGACAUCUCAAUUUCAGAGGACAUCCCAGUGGAGGGAGAUAUAUCUGUGCCUGUGAGCUCACAGAAUGCUGACAAUGAUCUCUCGACGCUGGAUGAGCCUGUCAAAGACACCAUUCUGAGAGAUCUAAGAGCCGUUGGACAGAAGUUUGUCCAUGUGAUGUACCCCAAGAAAAGUUCUGCGCUACUCAGAGACUGGGACUUAUGGGGACCUCUCCUCCUCUGUGUCACUCUGGCCUUAAUGCUGCAGGGUGGAUCUGCUGAUAGUGAGGAGGAUGGCAGACCACAGUUUGCAGAAGUCUUUGUCAUCAUCUGGUUUGGUUCUGUAAUCAUCACCCUCAACUCCAAACUCCUGGGAGGAACUAUAUCAUUUUUCCAGAGUCUAUGUGUGUUGGGGUACUGUAUUCUUCCUCUGACUGUGGCCAUGAUAGUUUGCCGUAUCGUUCUUCUGGGGGGAACGGGCGGCGUAAGUUUUGCUGUCCGUCUUGUAGUUGUCACCGCAUCCUUUGGCUGGUCAACAUUUGCCUCCACAGCAUUUCUCGCAGACAGCCAACCGGCCAAUAGGAAAGCCCUGGUCGUCUAUCCAGUGUUCCUAUUCUACUUUGUGAUUGGCUGGAUGAUCUUGACAUUUUCGACUUCUCAAUAGCAUACAUAUACCCUACAGCAAUUGCAAAAAAUCAACCCUUCCCUUUUAUUAAGACAACCGGAAGACCAUCUGGGAGCUGGCCAGUGAUUGGCCUAGCCUAAAAAGAGGCGGGGCACAUUGAUGGACAUUCAUAAAGGGACAAACAGAGGACAAUAAGGGGAUUAUUGCAUAGAUAUCACUCCUCCCCAUCCCUCAUUCAUUUUUAUAAGAGGAGAGGAAAGGAGUGGAGGACACUAAUUCUUCAGCGCUACUAAUUUAACAACAGCCUACAUGUCUUCAUUAUGUGAAUGUUUUGUUGUGUGAGGAACGUCACUGCCUCUCUGAGCAGUUCCAGAUGUACUCACACCCCUAACACGGAGGCGAACUAUGUUCUGUGUGUCUCGGGUAUGACUUUAUGUGUGGAUGUGCUUACUCAAGCAUAGUAUGUGACUAUGUGAGCGUGCAUGUAUUUGUUUGUGUGUCUGAUUGAACAGUGCCACUGUUGGCUCUGCUGGGAGAAUUAUUCAGCUAUCAUCAGGCUGCACAUUCGCGUCAGUCCCCUCACAUCGCUGCACACAAAAGUUUCUUUUCUUUGGUGUUUUCAUUUUUUUCGGAAUGAUGAUUGCGCUUCAUUAGAUUUAUUUUUUGUCGGUGGAAGUUAAUACAUUCCAAAAUUAAAUAAAAUGGACUUUAUAAGUGCUGCA